AUGAAGGUACAGAAGAGCUACGCUAGUGAAGGAGGGGAUGCAGAUAAAGGAGAACUACGGGACGACAUUCCAGAGAUCAACAGAGAUCUCGAUCACCUGUUCCAGGGAGACAUCGCCGGGGAUCCCCGGAGGAACGCCAUCCUGAACGAGACGAUGCGCUGGACCUUCCCCAUCCCCUACCUCCUCACCGACUCCCUCGACCUGAACGCCAAGGGGGUGAUCCUGCAGGCCAUGGAGGCCUACCGCCUCAAGUCCUGCGUGGACUUCAAACCCUACGAAGGAGAAGCCUCAUACCUGUCCUUCACCAAGCUGUCCGGGUGCUGGUCCUUCGUGGGGGACCUGAAGGAGGGCCACGCCCAGGGCCAGAACGUGUCCAUCGGGGCUGGCUGCGACACACGCGCCGUCGUGGAGCACGAGCUGCUGCACGCGUUGGGCUUCUACCACGAGCAGUCCCGCGCCGACCGGGACAACUACGUCCACAUCGCGUGGGACCAGAUCCUGGAAGGGAAGGAGCACAACUUCAACAAGUACGAGGACGACUUCAUCACAGACCUGAACACGGCGUACGACUACGAGUCCAUCAUGCACUACCGACCGUUCUCCUUCAACAAGGACCCCUUGGUGCCCACCAUCACCACCGCCAUCCCUGCCUUCAACGCCCUCAUCGGCCAGCGCCUCGACUUCAGCGCCACCGACCUCACCCGGCUCAACCGCAUGUACGACUGUGCCCAGAGCCUGACCCUACUGGACCAGUGCUCCUUUGAGCUCAUCAACAUCUGUGGGAUGAUCCAGAACCAGAAGGACCACGCAGACUGGAUCCAGACCCUCAGCACCCCCGGCCAGCCCGACCACACUCUGCUGGGCCGCUGCCGAGACGCGGGGUACUUCAUGGGCUUCGACGUGGCGGGGGGCCCGGCGGGGGCCAGCGCCCUGCUGGAGUCCCGGGUCCUUCACCCGCGCCGGGACCAGCAGUGCCUCCAGUUCUUCUACCGGACCGGCCUCACGCCGGGGGACCGGCUGGUGGUCUGGGUCCGCACGGACGACGGCACCGGGGUGGUCCGCAGGGUCCGCAAGAUACACACCAUCACAGGUGAGGGGACGGGCCGCUGGCACCUGGCCCAUGUGACUCUGCGGCAGACGGAGAAGUUCCGCUACUUCUUCCAGGGCGUGCGGGGCUCCGCCUCCUCCACGGGCGCCAUCUCGCUCGAUGACAUCACGCUCAGCGAGACCGUCUGCCCGAGCGCCGUCUGGCAGAUCUCGAACUUCUCGCUGGUGGGCGUGGCCCCGGGCACGGCCCUCACCAGCCGCUGCUACUCCAGCCCCGAGGGCUACUCCUUCGGGCUCCGCCUCUACCCCCGGGGCUUUGACCCCUCCUACCGGGACUACCUGGCCCUGACCGUCCACCUGUGCUCCGGGCCGGACGACGCGGUGAUGGAGUGGCCGGCGCUGCACCGGCAGGUGACCGUCACGGUGCUGGACCAAGACGCCGACGCCACCCGCACCAUGUCCUCCAGCCGCAGCUUCACCACCGACGCAGCGGGGCCCUGGGAGAGACCCACCGCGACCUCCUCGGCCACCUGGGACCCCAGCUGCAGCUGUUACCGCGGCAAAGACUUUGGCUGGCCCACCUUCAUGUCCCACGAUCAGCUUGGGAGGCGGAGCUUCCUGAAGAAUGAUGACCUCAUCAUCACCGCCGACUUCAACGACCUGACCCACCUCCUCCGUACCGAGGAGAGGCCAGCAGCGCGUACUGAUGACGUCACAGACCCUGGUGACAUCACAGGGGCGGAGCCAGCCAAAGGGCAGGACGGGGGGCGGGCCCGGGAGCGGCGUGCGGCCAGCGGGGACCCCUGCUCCCCCAACCCCUGCCUCCACCGAGGGGUGUGUGUCAACACACACGGCGCCGCAAGCUGCAGGUGUGCAUCUGGUCGUGCCACUUUCUACACUGGCGAGACAUGUCACAUGAUGCGUUACCAUGGCGACGUACUGGGGGCUGUGAUCGGUGGCGUGGCGGGCAUCGUCGUCAUGACGACCUCCAUCCUGGCCGUGCUCAGGAGGCGUCGGCCCGGCGGUCACUGAGAGUGUCACGUUCUCGCAUCAUGCAACACGCCGGAGACGUGUUGUGACGUUAAGAGGCAUGUGUGAAUAUUUAGGAGUUACAUUAAUAUAACAAUGUAAUCGUUGGCUUAACUCAGGAGGUAGAGCAGUUGUCUUGUAAUCUAAAGGUUCCUAGUUCGAUCCCCUGCUCCUCCUAGCUGAGUGUUGAUGUGUC
This is a messenger RNA of Gadus chalcogrammus (walleye pollock), 2272 nucleotides long. It is a transcript of the gene mep1a.2, whose product is annotated as meprin A, alpha (PABA peptide hydrolase), tandem duplicate 2. NCBI's taxonomy places the organism in Eukaryota, Metazoa, Chordata, Actinopteri, Gadiformes, Gadidae. The transcript is spliced from 13 exons. The record is from RefSeq and is a predicted model, not a curated record. Bases 1 to 2079 code for a protein of 692 amino acids. Gene Ontology annotation, biological process: proteolysis. Gene Ontology annotation, molecular function: protein binding; metalloendopeptidase activity; zinc ion binding. Gene Ontology annotation, cellular component: membrane.